CAUUUUUAUAAGUGAUUUGAAACUUUUUUUAGUAUCUGUAUUUUUAUAAAUUAAAACUAAUUAUAAUAUUUAAUGAUUUUUAUAAUUUUCACGAUGACUUAAUCAAACAUUUUGAGUUGAUAAAGCCAUUUAUUGAAGUUCCUUAUGUAGUAACGCGUUCGUUGUAUUUCAUGGAGUUGUCAAAAACUCGAAGAACUGUGGGAAAGGUUUUUCCAAAAUAAUUUAUGUGAUUUUUGAACUUAGAGAAAAUGUCGUUUUCGGUACGAUUUAAUGCAGAAGAUGAAGAGGUAGAAGGAUUGUGUACUACUCCCACAAAAAUACAAUCAACAGGGUCAACUGAUGAACAAUUAAAAACACCUGAACAAUCCUUUGGAAAUUCUCAAUAUUUAGGUUUAUUUGGAUUAAAAAGAUCAACUAGCUUAGAUGCUGAAUAUUCACCUUGUGAUACAACUAUUAAGCGCCUUGAUAGUUUUCUAUCAGAUAUUAAAGAAGGAUUGUGGAGGAGCGAUAGUGGUGGUGAUUUAAGCAUGGCGUCAAAGAAAACUGAUGACUCUGGCCAAGAUGAUGAUUCUGUUUCUAUAAUAUCUAAUGAAAUUGAUGAAGCAGAAGAAGAAGAACAAAUUCAUUAUAAUGUUAUUGAUAGACAUUUGUUUGGUAUUCGCCGCAGAUACACAAAAAUGACAGAAAAAAACACACCAGUAGAUAAUGUAGAGACAGCAAAAGACGCUUUAGAAGACUUAGAGCUGAAAUCAAAUACACCAGAAGUAAUUAAAUAUGAUUGCUCAGAAAAUGAACUUCUAAAACCAAAAGAUAAAAUGAAAUAUAUUAUAUUUAUUUUGUUUGGUAUAACUGGAUGUUAUGUUAGCUACAAAUUUAUUCCAAUAUAUAUAAAUACUUUUAUGCUUGGUAGUCUUAUUGCAUUUAAGUUUAGACAUGUCUUAGAAAUGUUUACAACUGAAGAUUUUAGAAAAAAUCAGUUCCUACCUAAUUUAGAUUAUAUUCCUGAUAAUGAAGCUACUAUUAUACGAUCAUUGAAAGGUUUAUAUGAUCUUGAUCCACGCUUGAUGUUGUUUAAAGGAUGGAUGAACCAAUUUCUCUAUGAUUAUCGCCCAGAAACUUAUCGACUUUCACUUACAAUUUCUGUGUAUGUUAGAUUAAAAGGAUCAAUACUUAUUAUGUCUUAUCCAUAUUAUAAAGUUCCUAAAAGAUCUUUAUACAAUGAAACCAAACCUAAAUUAUUGUUUGUUAAAGAGUGCAUGUACAAGUUGUCAAAAUGUAAAAUUACUUUAUUACCUCAAAAUUUAGUAAAUAAAAGAAAAUGGAGUAAAAAAUACCCUAUUUGUAUAGAAUUAAACUCAGAUUCAUUAAUUGGUGUUAGACGCUCAUUAAAAUUUAGAAAAUUUAUUCAAGGACCAGAUGAGUGGAUGUGUAAAGAUUAUGUUACACCGUCAUUACAAGCUCAGUCAUAUUACGAGGAAAUGUUGGAAUGUGGCAUAUCAGAUAUGAAAGAUGAUUAUGACUUUAAAAAUGAAGCUAAUUAUUCUGAAAAUAAGCAAAAUGAAAAGAAAAAAUUAAAGACUGAUGUGAACCAAACUGAUUCCAAAAAUGACCGUAAAAUAAAUGAAUCAGCGCCAUGUACAUCAAAAAAUGCUGAUAAAUCAAAUGACUUUGAAGAAGAAAAUGAAGUAGAUGGUGAAUGGAAAACUGAUUCCGAUAAAAUAUAUUUAUUUGCUAGAAAUGACCCAGAAAAGGAAUUAUGGUUUCACCGAUUAAAUCUUUCUUCUGCAUUUGAUGUGGUAGCUGCUGAUGAAUUGACCAAUAAGAAAAAGCAAAAUGUAGAAGAACACAACAAAUUUAUCAAAGCUUAUCUUGGUUAUCUAUUUAAUGUUUACGAAUUAUCUAAUUAUCCAGUAUUGACUGAUCAAAAAAAAAAAGAGAAUUUGAUUGCUGCUCAAAUUAAUGAAAUUUCUGAUGAUCAACAGUAUUUAUGGUUAAAUAUGCUUUUGGGCCGUGUAUGUUUUGAUUACUUACAAAAUCCUAUAAUACUUGAAAUGAUUGCUGACAAAUUUCAAAGAAAGUUAAAUGCUAUAAGGUUACCAAAAGUAAUGGAUAUGCUUGUGAUUCGGAGCUUAUGUUUUGGAAAGGGUGAGAUUCCUUCUAUACGCAGUGUAUCAAAACCUUGGAUAGAUCAUCGAGGAAUAUGGUUUGAAGUUGACAUUUCUUAUAAUGGAUCAUUUCAAGCAUCAGUUGAUACUAAACUUAACCUUAUGAAAUUAAAAAAAGAAGAAACUCGACAACAAAAAGAAGAAGUAAGAAGUGCUGUGUAUGAUUCUAAUCAAGAAGAUAGUGGUGAGACAUCAAAUGACGAAGGCCAUACACGAGAGGAUGUUAAUUUUGCAGAAAGAUUGUUUGAACAGCAGUCCUUAAAUGAUCCACCUCCACCACAAGGAAGCCGUAUCACAAGGUUUAUGGAAAAUUGCUCUUCUGGUUUUCUUGAACUGAAAUUUGUUAGAAAAGUUUUUGAAAAUGUUGCUAAGAAGGAACUAACUCUUGUUAUCGAUGUGAAACAAAUAGUUGGGACACUUAUAAUCAAUUUGCCUCCACCGCCCACCGAUCGUGUUUGGGUUUCUUUCAAAGGAAGUCCACAGAUAAACUUUGAAGCUAAGCCAAAAGUAAAUGAUACUAAUGUUCCACUCAUGGAUGUUCUUACUAAAGCUUUACAUAAUAUUUUAAUUAAAGAAUUUGAAAAAGUUAUUGUUCUACCAAAUAUGAUUGAUUUUUCUAUACCAUUGAUGAAUAGUGAAUAUUAAUUUUAAACCUUAAAUAUUAAAGGAUUAUACAGAGGGUUUAAUUAAUAAGAAAAAAGUAAUUGUAAGUUUCUUAAAAAAUAUAUAUAUGAUUAUAAUGUGGAUGUAAGCAUUCGUUACCAAUGAUUAAAAAAAUAUACUAAAAAAAUAUGACUGUGAUAAUGUUUUAGUUUUGCCAAUAUGUUUCAUUUUAAUAUGUUUUUAUUUUAGUUUAUAACUUCUUCCAAUGUUUAAAUAGUAUUUGGCUGUUAAAGUACCUAUUGUUAAUUUAUUUUGUAAGAUUUUUUAAUGAAAGUAGUUCGAUUAGCGAGAAAUGCACAUAUUUAACAAAAGGAUAAAAAUCCUAUAUCCAAAAGGCUGUAAUAUCUAAUCGAAUUACCUACUGUUUACUCUAUACUAUUUCUAUUUUAAGAUUUUUAAGAAUGUGUGUUGUUUUAUUUUGAAUGUUAAAAUCAAAGAUACCUAUAAUAAACACAAAACAACACAAUUAUUUUUCAAAUUUGUUUAUUACAUGAUAUUUAUUAAUUUAUUAUUUAUAUUAUUAUAUUUAUACUAAUGAUUAUAAUGCAUUCAUUAUUAUUGAAUAAUUUUAGUAUUUAUAACUUUUAUAAUAUUUCAUUGCACACUUUUUUUUUUUAUUCACAAGGUGUAUUUUGUAUUAAAAUAUUAUUAUUUAUUUAAGCACGUCUAUAUACUUUGAGUCAAAAAUCAGCUCUGUGAUUAUUAAUUAUUAAUUAAAUUAUGUUAAAAUACAAAAAAUAUUACUGUAAAUAUAUGUAUUAUUAUUAUUUAUUAUUAUAAAUUUCACUACACAAAAGUUUAAAUCCAUAAAGACUAAAAACGUUUGCCAUUCAUAUGAGCACGCAAGCCCCAUGUUUGAUGCAAAGACCAUAAUCAAUAACCAUAUUAAAUAAUUCACAGUUUUUUUCGAAAUUAGAAAAAAUAUUAAAAAUCAGGAGAUUAAUGAAAUUAAAAUGUUGAAAUGUCAAUAUUUACAGAAAAAUGAACUCUACAAAAUUACUAUCUUCAAUUUUUUUUGAAAAUAAUUAAAUAAAAAAACAUAUUUUUUUAAACUUUUUUACCAAAACAUAAAAAUAAAUUAAACCAAGAAAUAUUUGUAGCUCUUGUCCCUGUAAAUCUUAUUAAAAAAAACAGAAUUAUGACAUCUCCAUUAUUUCAGGAGAUAUUUCAAUGGGUAAAUCCUCACGGGACACCCUGUUUAUAUAUUUUAUAUUGAUCCGCAGUCUGUCAGUCUCACAUGAGCAGAAAUGUGAAGUAGUAGUGAACGAUCUACAAAUUCAUGUGAUUGGUUAUUUAAAAUUUAAUUCAUAUUUCGACAUCUGGAUAUAUUAAAAACAUUCAAAUAGGCAUGAACAUUUUGAUUUGACAUACAUGUCACAUACUACCAUUACAUUGAUAAUAAAUAUAUAACUUUCACAUUUUUUAUUUAUGAAUUCAGUGUAUCAUAUAAAACCGAUUGUACAAUGUUUAUGAAAAUAGUUAUGAUAUAUACUAUUGAUUAUAGUUUCAGGUAAAGAAUAUCAGUAUCUGACAAAAAACAGUGUAGACGGAUUUUACAGUGCCUCGUCGUGCGGUGAAUGAAAUUUAAGAGACCCGUUCAAGAUUUUUAGACUUUCAGUUCAUAUUCAUAAUAUUUUUCUUAAAUUUUUCUAAAAGAUAUCGUAAGUGUAUCUAUACACAAACAAUAUAAUUAAACUAUAAUAAUAAAUAAAAUAGUAAAUACGAACUGAAGAUCUCGAACGGGUUCCUAAACUUGCAUACGCCCCACGGCAGGGCACUGUAUAAAAUCUGUCUACAUUGUAUUUUGUCGGAUGCUGAUAUUCUUUGUCUAAAAUUAUAACUAAGUGUACCUUAUUUAUCAUAACCAUAUGCAUUAAUAUUAUUUUAUACUUUUUGUGUAAUACAUCAAAUUAAGUAAAAUAAAAAAUAGAUAGGUACAGUGGAGGGACUUUGGGAGGCUUAGACCCCCUCUCCCAAAAAAAAAAAAUUACUCAAAGCCCCCUCAAAAAUUAUAAUAUGUGUAUUAAUCUUAGUAAAAUUUUUUUACUCUGUAAUUAGAUAUUUUUUCCUUACACCAAUAAGAAAAUUUUUUUUAUUAACUAAAAUAAUAUUACAAUAAACAAUAUUACUAUAAUAGACUAUUUUAGUCGUUUUUUCUUAGGACGACUGUAUAGACAGUAGAAGUAUAAUACUAGUAUUAUAUAAUAUCUUAUGAUGUCUAAAUAAUUGUAUAGUUAUAAUCAAAAAAAUUACGAAUAGUAAGGUAUUACCGAUAAACGGAUAAAAAUAAAACGAUAGCGACGGCGACGUCCGAGUGUCCGACAACUGACAAGUCUCGUAGGUCAAAUAUUGGGAAAAACAAGACUAUUUUAUAAAUAGCUUCAAACGAAUAGACCAGUUCAUUUCAUUUAUCAUUACUUCAUUGAUCAUUCCGAUUUCCGCAUUCGUUUUCGUGUAUCGUGUUGGAGUUGACGUGUUAUUAAGUACCUACUACCUACUACCUAUAUCGAUUUAAUUUAAAUUUUAUUUACUUUAGGUAAAAAUCUUGUGAUCGACUAAAUGUGCCGGAACUUACGUCUUUGACUUCAAGUACAUUUGCAGAUGAAAACUAUGAAAAAAAAUAAGAAAAUACAACGGAUAAUAAUAUUAUCUGUGAUGUGCAUAUAGAUGAUGAACUUGAUUUGGGAAAUUUAAGUACAGAACCUCGUCAACCAAUGUUAAAGGAGUAUCCUAAGAAAAAAUUUGUCAAUAAAAAUCGAGGAUUUACACUAUACAGUAUAGAUAAAAAUGCCAUAUUUUUAAGAAAUAUUUUGGGUGAAAACUUAGUUUAAAGCAAAUUAAACAGCAUUUGGCAUUAUACGAUGGUAAAGUAUUUUCAAAAUGUUUCAAGUAGCUAUUACUCUUCCAGUAAGUACAGCAACCUGUGAGAAAUCAUUUUCUACUAUGCUACGUAUUAAAACAUGGUUACGUACUUGCAGUAUGAAUCAAGAUAGAUUUAGUAAUAUAGAAAAUGACAUUAGUAUCAAUAAUGAAGACAUUUUAAAUAUUUUUGAAAAAACUGAAAGACGUAUACAAUUACAUUAAAAUAUAUACCUACCUAUUUAUUUAUAUAUUA
Molecule: messenger RNA, 5943 nt
Organism: Rhopalosiphum padi (bird cherry-oat aphid)
Lineage: Eukaryota; Metazoa; Arthropoda; Insecta; Hemiptera; Aphididae
Product: testis-expressed protein 2
Exons: 15
Coding region: 249-2810 (853 amino acids)
Cellular component (GO): endoplasmic reticulum
Molecular function (GO): lipid binding
Source: RefSeq, a predicted model, not a curated record